GGUGCUCUGACCUUGUUCUCUACACACCUUGCACACCUUUGACAGCUGCACUGUUUCGGCAAUGUUUGUUUACAAAACAAUGGAGCAGCUGCAGGGCGAAGAUGCUGCUACCACGUCCUGUCCAAUGGAGUCGUACUCGACCGCACCGCAAACAGCCGUCCUGCACCGCUUCUGCCGGCUGUGCAUGCGAGAGUUCCCGUUUCUGCUGCCGUUCAAUGCUACACUCAAAGAAAUCGCGCUAGCCGACAUGCUGGAACGACUGCUGGGUUCGUUCAAGCUAAAGCAAACGCCCAAUCUACCGAACGGCGUCUGCUCGCACUGUAUCGCGAAGCUGGACUACGCGUACCACGUACAGAAGGAGCUGGUGCGGAACGAGCAGCGCUUGCGGCAUUUCCAGCAGGAGGGAAAUUUGUUGCAGAAAUUGUUUGAAUAUCAAGCUAACAUAACAGUGACCAAAGAGGAUGGGGGCGGUGAUCGAAUGGUGGCGGGGUAUGGCAGUGGACUGCUGCCGGAGACGAUCCAGCUCGAUCCGAAGCAGGACGUACCGGAUAUGGCCGAUGCGGAGCAGCGCGCGGCAGCUGCGUACAAAACGCUGGUACCGCCGGGCGGCUGGGCUGUAAUGGAGUGCGAUUGUCCGGAGAAAUCGAUGGCCGCAUCCACCCGGCGAGCUCCGCGGUCCAUGAAACCCGCGCGUCCGCAGCAGCGAACUUUGCGCAAUCGCCACGUGCUCCGGCAAGCAAUUGAUGCAGAAAAUCCAACCGCUUUAAACGCAACCGCCAUUGAUCCCUGUAAAUGCUACAUAUGUAAUAUCGUGCUGGAGUCGGAAGAAGACUGUCGGGCUCAUUUGGCCGUGCAUGUGGACAUGUUGCCGCAUGUUUGCCCCGAGUGUCGCACGCCGAAUGCGACGGAGGAGGAUGACGACGCGCCGAGCACCCCAAUCACCUCGCUGGCAAUGUUACAGCGCCACUACCGCAUGCACUCCUACCCACUGAAAUGUCCGCACUGUCCGCAACGGUUCCGGAAGCACACGUCCGUCUACACGCAUGUGCGCUAUCGGCACGAAAUGUUCGACAAUCCGGAGGGUUUCACGUGUGACGUGUGCGGCGUAACGAUGCAGUACCGUCCCUCCUUCAUGUACCACAUGCGCAUCCACUACCACGAACAGAUGGGCACGUUCCGGUGCCAGUACUGUGAUCGUGUGUUUGGAACACGGGCCCGGCUAGAGCGUCACGAACGGGCACACACGGGCGAGCGGCCGUUCGCUUGCCAUCUGUGCCCGAAAACGUUUGUGCACGCGGGCCAGCUGGCAACGCACAUCGCGCGGCACAAUAACGAGCGCGGCCACCGGUGCUCGCAGUGCGGCAAAGCGUUCUAUAGCAAAGCGAUGCUGCGGCAGCACCUGGAAACGCACGAAACGCACGAAACGCGCAAAGCGAGCAACGCGGCGAAAGUGAGCCAACGGCCCUGCGCGUAUGCGGGCUGUACGCACGUGGCGCGCACGUAUCAGGCGUACUACAUGCACCGGCUGCGGCACGAGAUGGCGCACCGGUGUGAGGAGUGUGGCCGCCGGUUUGCGCGAGCGUGCGAGCUGAGACGGCACCGGCGCAUCUAUCACUCCUCGGAACAUCCGUUCCGGUGUGAGCCGUGCGGCAAAACGUUCCUUAGCUCGCAGAGCUACCGCGAGCACAUGGACUCGCACGCCAAUGUGCGCCGGUUCGAGUGCGAAGUGUGCGACAAAAAGUUUGUGCGCCGGCGCAACCUGGUCAACCAUCGGAUGUCGCACACGAACCAGCGGCCGUACCGGUGCGAGUAUUGUGACAGUGCCACGUUCAAGUAUAAGAGCGACUUGAACCGGCACCGGAAGGACAAGCAUGGCCAGGCGGAGCACGGCGAGCAGACGUCGGUGUUGGCGCAAGAGGACGAAGACGAAGCGGACGGGGAAAAGAUUGUGCUGAUGAAUGCGGACGAUCCCAUUAUGGAUGUGAUACUGGAGGAAAGUGCUCCGCAGGGCAUUCUGAUCAACGAGAACAUUGAGCUGGACGGGACAUACGGGGAGGAAAUUGAGACGGUCGAAGAGUCGAUCGUCGUUGAGCAGCCGAUCGUUAGCAUCGGUAUCGAUGAGGUGACCAAGGAGGAGUACAUAAUAGAGUACAUAAACCAUGGUUAAUGUGUGGAAGAGAGCAAUUAAAUAAAACAACCAAAAAUGUGUAAACAUGGAAGAAA
Molecule: messenger RNA, 2223 nt
Organism: Anopheles gambiae (African malaria mosquito)
Lineage: Eukaryota; Metazoa; Arthropoda; Insecta; Diptera; Culicidae
Product: zinc finger protein 57-like
Exons: 2
Coding region: 62-2167 (701 amino acids)
Biological process (GO): regulation of transcription by RNA polymerase II
Cellular component (GO): nucleus
Molecular function (GO): RNA polymerase II transcription regulatory region sequence-specific DNA binding; zinc ion binding; DNA-binding transcription factor activity, RNA polymerase II-specific
Source: RefSeq, a predicted model, not a curated record